Messenger RNA from Aspergillus sclerotioniger CBS 115572, 210 nucleotides. RefSeq lists its product as uncharacterized. Gene Ontology annotation, molecular function: oxidoreductase activity, acting on paired donors, with incorporation or reduction of molecular oxygen; monooxygenase activity; heme binding. Lineage: Eukaryota; Fungi; Ascomycota; Eurotiomycetes; Eurotiales; Aspergillaceae. The record is from RefSeq and is a predicted model, not a curated record. Bases 1 to 210 code for a protein of 69 amino acids. The transcript has 2 exons.
AUGGCGGAUAAUCCCACGGUAGCCCAAAGCUUGGUGUUUCUGUUCUACAACCUGAUACUGCAUCCCGCAAAAGCCGAAUACAUGUACAGAGAAGACUACGGCAUGGACUGUGCUCAGCCCCUGCAACAGCUACCUUUUCUCAACGCCGUGACCAAGGAGAAAUUGCGCCUGGACCGCGCCGUCCUCGCAUUUGGGUAUGGCUACAUCUAG